Messenger RNA from Trifolium pratense (red clover), 2587 nucleotides. RefSeq names its product zinc finger BED domain-containing protein RICESLEEPER 1-like. Lineage: Eukaryota; Viridiplantae; Streptophyta; Magnoliopsida; Fabales; Fabaceae. The coding region runs from base 315 to 2333 and encodes 672 amino acids. Gene Ontology annotation, molecular function: protein dimerization activity; DNA binding. The transcript has 4 exons. The record is from RefSeq and is a predicted model, not a curated record.
GAAAAAAACUAACCAUUUCUUUUUUUUUGUUAGGAAAUUUAGUGUAACCAAUAAAAUCCUUUAUUAACGUGAAAAGGCGAAACCGAAACCAAAUAAUGGAAUCCAUGCUUAUUAUCCGACCCGUUUCCUCUUUCCUUUCAACAACUGCAGCCCUAUUGGAAUCGGAUCCAACCCAGACCACCACAAUCGGGUCAUUUCUGCGUGCUUCGCUCUCUCUACCUCUCCAAACCCUAUCAUUUUCUUCCGGAUCGGACCCAACCAUCUUCCCUCGUUUUCCUUCUCUCUAAAAUAACUGUAAUUCUCAAGCUUAUGUGAUGGAAAUAUCAAAUGAUUCUGGCACUAAGAAACCAAAAAGGUUAACAUCUGUUGUCUGGAAUCACUUUGAAAGGAUUAGAAAGGCUGACAUAUGUUAUGCUGUUUGCGUGCAUUGUAAUAAGAGACUUAGUGGAUCAAGUAAUAGUGGAACUACUCAUCUGAGAAAUCACUUGAUGCGAUGUCUGAAAAGAUCGAACUUUGAUGUUUCUCAACUACUUACAGUAAAGAGAAGGAAAAAAGAUAAUACCGUCAGCCUUGCAAACAUUAGUUUUGAUGAAGGUCAGAGGAAAGAAGAAUAUAUAAAGCCAACACUAGUUAAGUUCGAACAGGAACAUAAGAAAGAUGAAAUCAUUAACUUUGUAAGUAGUAAGUUUGAUCAGGAGAGGAGUCAACAUGAUCUCGCGCGUAUGAUCAUAUUACAUGGAUACCCAGUGACCUUGGUCGAAGAAGUAGGAUUCAAGGUCUUUGUGAAGAACCUCCAGCCUCUCUUUGAGUUUUUGCCAAAUAGUGCUGUAGAGAUUUCUUGCAUAGAAAUCUACAGGAGGGAGAAAGUGAAAGUGUAUGAGGUGAUAAACAAAUUAUGUGGCAGGAUUAAUCUCUCUAUGGAAAUGUGGUCUUCGACAGAAAAUGCCUCAUAUUUGUGUCUAUCUGCACAUUAUAUUGAUGAAAAAUGGACAUUGCAGAAGAAAAUUUUGAACUUUCUUACACUUGACUCUUCUUACACUGAAGACUUGCUUCCAGAAGUGAUUGUCAAAUGUCUUGAUGAAUGGGAUAUUGACUGCAAGCUGUUUGCAUUGACUCUUGAUGAUUGUUCCGUUGAUGAUGAUAUCACUCUACGAAUCAAAGAGCGAGUUUCUGAGAAAAGGCCUUUCUUAAGUACUCGACAAAUACUUGAUGUACGCUCCGCAGCACAUCUCAUAAUUUCCAUUGUUCAAGAUGCCAUGGAUGCAUUGCAUGAGGUGAUCCAAAAGAUUCGAGAGAGCAUCAGAUACAUUAAAAGUUCACAAGAAGUGCAAGGGAAAUUUAAUGAAAUUUCUCAACGUGCUGGGAUCAACUCUCAGAAAGCCUUAUUUCUCGAUAAUCCACUUCACUGGAAUUCUACAUAUAUCAUGCUUGAAACUGCACUAGAAUACAGGAGUGCUUUUUCACUCUUCCAAGAACAUAAUCCAACCUACUCAUCAACUCUAUCCGACGAAGAGUGGGAAUGGGCUAAUUCUGUCACUGGAUAUUUAAAACUCCUAGUUGAAAUUAUGAAUAUAUUCUCAGCCGACAGAUUUCCCACGGCUAAUAUAUUCUUCCCUGAGAUCUGUGACAUUCAUAUUCAAUUAAUUGACUGGAGCAGAAGUUCCGACAAUUUUCUUAGUCUCAUGGCUUUGAAGAUGAAAGCCAAAUUUGAUAAGUAUUGGAGCAAAUGCAGUUUGGCUUUAGCUUUAGCCGCAGUCCUAGACCCUCGGUUUAAAAUGAAGUUGGUUGAGUACUACUACUCCCUAAUAUAUGGAAGCACUGCUCUGGAACGUAUCAAGGAAGUUUCUGAUGGUAUCAAAGAACUUUUUAAUGCAUAUUCUAUCUGUUCAACAAUGGUUGACCAAGGGUCAGCCUUGCCUGGAAGUAGCUUACCAAGCACUAGUUGUGGUGCCAGGGAUAGACUAAAAGGCUUUGACAGAUUCCUUCACGAGACAUCACAGAGUCAGUCGGUGACAUCAGACUUGGACAAGUAUUUAGAGGAACCAAUCUUUCCUCGUAAUUCUGAUUUUAACAUAUUGAACUGGUGGAAAGUCCACAUGCCGAGAUACCCAAUUUUGUCUAUGAUGGCACGAGAUGUUCUUGGGACUCCAAUGUCAACUUUGGCUCCCGAAUUGGCGUUUAGCACAGGGGGCAGAGUGCUAGAUUCUUCUCGCAGUUCGCUAAACCCAGAUACACGAGAGGCUUUGGUGUGCACACAAGCUUGGCUCCGAAAUGAAUCAGGAGAUUUAAACCCAUCCCCAAUCCAUUCUGCUCCACCCCUUCUCCUUGAAUGAAGUUAAUUUUACCCAGGUCGUACGAAAGAAGCUAUCUUAGAAUUGUUAACUGUACUGUUACCCUACUUUCCUUUCUUGCUGGGAAGUGAUAUAUUGAAAAUAUUAAGAAGCAAUGUAUAUUCUUAGAGUAACAAAGUAGAUUUUUCACAUUUACAUCUAAUGCUUUUGCUUAGCCUUCAGAUGUUUUGUAUUGGAGUUUCAUUCAGAUUAAUCUGAUUUUGUAUAGAGGGUUGCAUAUGCCCUUGUUGUUAUAA